Molecule: messenger RNA, 705 nt
Organism: Aspergillus glaucus CBS 516.65
Lineage: Eukaryota; Fungi; Ascomycota; Eurotiomycetes; Eurotiales; Aspergillaceae
Exons: 5
Coding region: 1-705 (234 amino acids)
Biological process (GO): isoprenoid biosynthetic process
Molecular function (GO): prenyltransferase activity
Source: RefSeq, a predicted model, not a curated record
AUGGGCCUCGUCGUCCAAGAAGAGGAGGAAGGGCUAUGCCAUAAGCUGGCUAGACCAGUUUGGGGUGCGGCUAGCCUUAUUAAUGACCUCCAGUCCUGGGACAAGGAGUACAAAAUAGCUCAGGCACACGGUAACCAUGAGCUGAGAAACGCUAUUGGGUUGUUGAUGAAGCAACAUUCAAUAGAUGCUGGGGCAGCGAAGCAGCGGUGUUGCCAAAAGAUCAAAGCUUUUGUGGCAGAGUACGUCCAGACUCUUGAGUACAAUAAAGUCAGCGAUGCAGUAUAUGCUCAGCGGCAAUCUCAUCUGGGGCUGGCAAUAUCCACGAUCGUCGAUAGUCCAUCACAUUACAUUGAUUCCAAACCAUCCAAAGGUAUCCGGGAGAGGACGAUAGAUGCAAUAAACCUCUGGCUCCAGGUUCCGGAACAAGACUUGGCGGUAAUAAAAAACGUCUGUCGCUUGCUGCACGGGGCCUCCUUGAUGCUCGAUGAUAUAGAAGACUCGUCGAAAUUCCGCCGCGGUCAAGUAUCAACACAUACUGUUUUUGGCAGUGCCCAGACCAUUAACUCUGCUGGCUACCGGGUAAAUGAGGCCUUGAAGGAGAGCUAUGACCUCUUUUGGACAUUCAAUCUCACAUGUCCAUCUGUGGAGGAGUAUAUGAAGAUGAUGGACUAUAUACACUCAGCAGAAAGGUUUCUGAGGAUCUAG